Molecule: messenger RNA, 504 nt
Organism: Ogataea philodendri
Lineage: Eukaryota; Fungi; Ascomycota; Pichiomycetes; Pichiales; Pichiaceae
Exons: 1
Coding region: 1-504 (167 amino acids)
Biological process (GO): cellular response to oxidative stress; hydrogen peroxide catabolic process; cell redox homeostasis
Cellular component (GO): mitochondrion; cytosol; cytoplasm
Molecular function (GO): thioredoxin peroxidase activity
Source: RefSeq, a predicted model, not a curated record
AUGAGCACAAUCAAAGUUGGUGAUCAAUUGCCUGCAGCUACUCUUUUCGAAAAGGGACCUACCGAUAAAGUCGACCUCCUGAAGGAAUUGAAGGGCAAACACGCCCUUAUUGUUGGUGUUCCUGGUGCCUUUUCCGGCCCAUGUUCCGAGGUUCACAUUCCGGGCUUUUUGGAGUACUUGCCAAAGUUUAUUUCAAAAGGUUACGGUAACCUUGUUGUUGUCACAGUGAACGAUCCGUUUGUGGUCAGCAAAUGGAGGGAAAGCUUUGGCCUAAAGCCAGAGUCCCCUAACGUCUCCUUUUUUGCAGAUUCCAAGGGAGACUUUGUCAAGUCAUUGGGCUUGGACUUCGAUGCUACCGAGAUCUUUGGAAACACCCGUUCCAGACGGUUCGUUUUGGCCGUCGACGACAACAAGGUGGUUGCAGAGUUCGUCGAGCCUGAAAACACCCCAAUCGACGUCACUGCCGCAGACAAGGUCUUCAAGCAGAUCCCGGGUCUUGAGUAA